This is a messenger RNA of Cyphellophora europaea CBS 101466, 1503 nucleotides long. RefSeq lists its product as uncharacterized. The coding region runs from base 1 to 1503 and encodes 500 amino acids. Gene Ontology annotation, molecular function: dihydrolipoyl dehydrogenase (NADH) activity; flavin adenine dinucleotide binding. NCBI's taxonomy places the organism in Eukaryota, Fungi, Ascomycota, Eurotiomycetes, Chaetothyriales, Cyphellophoraceae. The transcript has a single exon. The record is from RefSeq and is a predicted model, not a curated record.
AUGCCGCUGCUCAAGCGCAACAUUCCUCUUCAUCCAAGUAACCACCUUCCCUUGUCCCUGUCCCGCAAAACUUACGAUGUCAUUGUCCUCGGCUCCGGCCCUGCAGGCCGACGACUCGCCUCCCUGACAGCUUCAGCCAAGCUGGGCACCGUGAUCGUCGAAAAUGAGCUCUUCGGCGGCGAUUGCCCUUUCUGGGCAUGCAUUCCGUCCAAAGCUCUCUUGCGGCCCAAUGAAGCAUUAGGUGCGGGUCGGCAAAUGGGUGGCUCGAAGCAGAUGAUACAAGAGUGCACCCCCGAUGGCAGCACCAUUGAUGUACAGGGUGUAUUUAAACGGAGAGACGGGAUUGUCCAGGGUUGGGAUGACACGAUUCUGCUGAAUCUCUCGCUCGAUCAGGGGGUAGAUGUCGUGAGGGGACAGGGGAAGUUGACAGGGGUGAAGAAAGUCGAAGUCACGAACCUAGAUGGCAACCAAGUGGUGCUGGAGGCGACGCAGGCUGUAGUGCUGGCCACGGGGUCAGAGGCUACAAUCCCAAAAAUAGAGGGAUUGGAUCAGAUUGACUGGUGGACGAGUCGAGAAGCGACGGCGGCGAACUUUGUGCCAGAGCAUCUGGUUAUCUUGGGAGGUGGAGUCAUUGGGUGCGAGAUGGCAACUUUCUAUGGGUCGCUAGGAAAGCGAGUGACGCUGAUCAGCAGUAGCAAGCGACUGCUGCCACGAUGCGAGCCCGAGGCGAGCGAGUUGGUCAAGAAAUCGCUGACUGCACUCGGGGUGGAGGUUUGCCUGUCAACUGCGAUCGAUAAACUCAGCAAAGUCGACAAGGACAAGUUCAAAGCCGAUUUAGCUUCUGGAGAUCAUCUCACUGGGUCCGUCUUGCUUCUCGCUACUGGCAGAAGGGCUAGUACCCAAGAUCUUGGACUUGAAGACCUGGGAGUCAAAGUUCACCCUAAGCUGGAAGUCAGCGAGAGCCUCUGCGUCGCGACAGCUACAGGAAAGUGGCUUUACGCUAUCGGUGAUGCAAACGGCAGGAACCCUAUGACACACAUGGGUGUUUACCAAGCCCGAACUGCAGGUCUGGCAAUUAUAGCUCGAUCUCGGAAGAUGGCACUGGUUGAGGAGCCGUUCAAUGAUUUCUCGGCGACAGCAGACCACGAGAUGGUUCCUCAAAUUAUCUUCACAGAUCCUCACGUGGCGAUGGUUGGUCUGACCGCGGCCCAAGCUGAAGCAAAGGGCCUGAACGCAAAGAUUGUAGCAGUCCCGUUCAUGUUUCCGGGCGCAUUCGUCCAUGCAGAGCUCAACUAUGAGGGUUGGGCUCAGUGGGUAAUCGAUGAAGAUACGAAAAUUCUGGUGGGCGCAACCAUCGUUGGCCGGGAGGCGGGCGACCUGCUCCAUGCCAGUACUGUCGCCAUUGUCGGGAGAAUACCUGUGCCAAAGCUAUGGCACGCCGUCGCCAGUUUCCCGUCUAUGAGCGAGGUCUAUACGGCUCUUUUGAUGGCUUCCGGCUACUGA